Messenger RNA from Mytilus californianus (California mussel), 1905 nucleotides. Its product is annotated as protein unc-93 homolog A-like. The coding region runs from base 219 to 1706 and encodes 495 amino acids. Gene Ontology annotation, biological process: regulation of potassium ion transport; regulation of muscle contraction. The record is from RefSeq and is a predicted model, not a curated record. The transcript is spliced from 8 exons. Gene Ontology annotation, cellular component: striated muscle dense body; plasma membrane. Gene Ontology annotation, molecular function: potassium channel regulator activity. Lineage: Eukaryota; Metazoa; Mollusca; Bivalvia; Mytilida; Mytilidae.
AUAAUUGAUAUUUACAGUAUGCAAUAUAUGCAUAAUAAAACGAACAUGAAUUAAUGACAGUUGAUCGGAACUGAAAUACACAUAGUUAAUUUUCCGGCAUUUGAUGUCUUAACCUGAGACCAGAAAAGUCUGUAAUUCUUUAUCUCAUUUAAACCAAUAGCUGUUGCUGUAUCUCAGCCGCAUCAUAAAGCAACCAAUCAGAAUCUAUAUAUUUGAAUAUGGAAGAACAAUCUAAGGAGGAAAACAUGCAGAUGGAACAACUGAACGGUGGUAAUCAGAUAGACCCUUCUACCACAUACAGCGCUGAGCCAACUCCUGGAAACACUGGACCACCGCCAAUGGGUAGAAUGAGGAUUCUGAAAAAUGUCUUUGUUGUCAGCGUUGGAUUUAUGUUUCUUUUUACGUCAUUCCAGUCCCUGUCGAAUCUACAAAGUACUUUAAACAAAGACGAAGGACUUGGAACAGGUGGAUUGUCCGUUGUAUAUGGUGCUCUUGUAGUAUCAUGCAUGUUGUUCCCAUCUUUUGUUAUCGCGCACCUUGGAUGUAAAUGGACUGUGACACUAUCAAUGUUGUGCUAUAUUGCCUAUAUGGCAUUAAAUUUUCAUGCCAUAUGGGGAACUAUUAUACCUGCUUCAAUAAUCGUGGGAUUAGGAGGAGGAACAUUAUGGGCGGCUAAGUGUGCAUAUCUUACACAAAUUUCUGUGUGGUAUGCUAAGUUGACAGGUGCAAAGAAAGAUGACGUCAUGAAUAGAUUCUUUGGAUUCUUUUUUAUGACAUGCCAAACAAGCGACAUUUGGGGAAAUAUAAUUUCAUCAACCGUGUUUGCGGUAACGCCAGGGAAUACAACAAAUGAUAUUGAUUCAUGCGGAGCCAAUUUUGAUCCAACUGCACCAACAGGAAAUAAUUCUAAUUUGGAUAGACCGGAUGAUACAAAGGUAUAUACACUAUGUGGUAUUUAUGUUGGCUGUGCUGUAAUAGCGUUUAUUAUUACUGCAAUAUUUCUUGACAACAUAACACUGGAUAAAACUCCACAAGGGGGAGAUUCGAAAAUAUCCUUUAAAUUGUUCCUGUCAACAUUCAAACAUUGGUGGGGCUCAACGCCACAGAAGCUCCUAACAAUCUUAACCAUCUAUAGUGGUAUUGAACAAGCAUUCAUAACAGGCGACUAUACUAAGUCCUACGUUAGCUGCGCAAUCGGGAUAUGGAACGUUGGUUAUGUAAUGAUCUGUUUUGGUACGGUGUGUGCAAUUUGUUCAUGGGGUUUUGGCCGACUGGUUCAGUUUGUUGGUCAUGUUCCUUUCUUCUUAAUAGCAUUUCUAUCACAUGGAGGAACACAAAUAGCGUUGUUACUGUGGCAACCAAAUCGAGACAACCAGCUCCUGAUUUACGUAUUUGCAGGAUUGUGGGGAAUAGGGGAUGCAGUUAUGCAAACACAAAUAAAUGCUUUAUACGGAUAUCUCUUCACAACUAAUAUUGAAGCAGCAUUCUCAAAUUACAAACUUUGGGAAUCGUUUGGGUAUAUAAUUGCCUUUGCGUGGAGUGGAUAUUUAGUUACAAAAGUAAAACUUGGACUUUGUCUUGGCUUCUUAACUGUUGGAAUGUUCCUUUUUACAAUCGUAGAAAUUCAGGACCGACGUAACAAGAAAGAUAAUACAAUAUCUUACAAUAUCGCAAUGCAAGAACAUGCAGACUCCGUCAAAAGUUAAAGACACUGAAUACGGCACAAGCGGUCAAUUUCAACAUGGGUAUACAAAUUGCAUACAAUUGACAGAGGGUAUGUAAUCAUAUCUGAUAUCUUAAUUGAUAUUUCAUAACUAGGGAAAGAAAUUAAUAAAGCCGUCAUGUUUGCCAUAGUUCCUUAAUUUCAUAAAAAAAGAUCCAAACAUGACCUAGAUCAUCUAGUUU